AUGAAGAACUCAUUUGGGGCGUUGAGCCUUUUGGCUCUCGCGCGCUUCGCCGCUGCCAACCCGCAGUGCCAGAGCUUGACGUCAGCCUUUCCUAGCUGUGCCCUGUCUUGCGUCAAGAGCGCCGCUUCUCAGGUUGGCUGCACCAACAGCGAGGACCUUGGCUGCCAAUGCACGCCUGCCAGUUCACAGGCCAUCCUCGCCACCGCCCAGGGCUGUGUGAUCGGAUGCGGCAUUGAACAGGCCCUGCCGGCCAUCGACGCCGGAUCAGCCAUCUGUGCUUGUCUCGCGACUGCCACGCCCUCAUCGGCUUCAGCGUCUCCGACGUCCCAGACCACUCCUACGAACUCUUCCGUUCCGCCCGAGGUGACGUCAAAGCCGCCGCAUCAUUCAGACUCUUCCACGCCGCCCCAAGAGACCUCCAAGGAACCUUCUCAGCCUCCUAAGCAAACAGGCUCGUCACUACCCAGCCAGACUUCCGAGGCGCCUCAUUCCGAGACUACUCAAGCACCGAUAGUCUCGGAAUCAUCAAAGGAGAGCGCCAAGCCCGUUACAAGCCGCCCCGGCGAGACUUGUGAUGCGGCAUCCCCCUGCCAGAAGAACGCCGAUGCUGUUCCGCAAUGUGCAAAGGCUUGUAUCGAGAAGGCCGCGGUUUCGGCGGCCAAGUGCGACAAGGCCGACUUUGCCUGCCAGUGCAAAGCUAUCGAUGUUAUUCAAAACGCCGCCUUUGAUUGUGUGGUCUCUGGCUGCGGCAUCACGACCGGACUCGAAGUGAUUCCGGCCGUGUCCGCUCUCUGCUCCUGCGUCUCGGCCAACCCUACUACGCCCUGCUCCAGCCGUCCCCCCCCUACGGGAUCCAGCGAGCCCGCCACAACCCCCAAGGGGACUGAGACCUCUCCCGCCAGCGUCACGUCCGCGCCGGGCGGCACGACGGAGGCCCCUUGCGUGCCCGGGACUGCGUCUGACUGCGGAGCCAUCGCCACGUCUGCCGUGCCCAGCUGCGCGCAAAAGUGCUUCAGCUCAUACGUCCCCAAGAUUGGCUGCGACGUGAACAACUAUGCCUGCCAAUGCCAGCCUGCCGCCCAGGAGAGCCUGACCCAGCUGCUCGUCCCGUGCGUCGCGACUGAAUGCCCUCCCGAGGCCAUCCCGUCCGUCAUUCAAGGCGCGAGCCAAGUCUGCGCUUGCGCCACGGCCCCGCCGUCCGGCGGCGACUGCACGGCCUCCGAGGGGCCUGGUCCAAUUCUUACCAAGACGGAGACCAAUGUUGCCACCGUGACGUCUUGCGAGGAGACAGAGACGCCUGAGCCGUCCAAGCCCACGGAUGUUCCCACGCGCAGCCCGUGCGAGCCCGGCAAUGGAUCUGACUGCGGCGGACACUCGAAGCCGACGGAGCCCAAGCCUCCGGUCAGCGAGCAGCCGACUGCAAGCUACAGUGAGGUCGGCCCCGAGCCUUCCUGCAGCGACGAGCAGCCAACGGGACUCCCUAGCGAAAGCCCUCGAGUUCCGUGCAACGGGAAGCCUGGUUGUGGCGGCGGCGAGCAGCUUCAGCCUUCCGAAAGUGGUCGGCCUACGGGCGGCAACCCGGUUGCUCCUCAACCUCGGCCGAUCGAGACGCAGCCCGGCAACCCUCAGCCUUCUUGCCAUGGCAAGCCCAACUGCGGCGGCGAUCAUGUCGUUCCCCAGCCGCCAGCGGUCGAGAAGCCCACAGGCGGCGACAGCGGCAAGCCAGUUGCUCCUCAGCCUAUCGAGACUCAGCCCAGCAGCCCUCAGUAUCCUUGCCAGGGCAAGCUCAACUGCGCUGGCGAUCAUGUUGCUCCCCAGCCACCCGCAGUCGAGAAGCCCACGGGCGGCGACAGCGGCAAGCCAACUGUUCCUCAGCCCAUCGAAACGCAGCCUAGCAGCCCUUGCCAUGGCAAGCCUAACUGCGGCAGUGAGCAUGUCGUUCCCCAGCCGCCAGCUGUUGAGCAACCCACGGGCGGCGACAGUGGCAAACCACCGCCCGCAGUCGAGAAGCCCGCAGGUGGCAACAGCGGCAAGCCAGUGGCCCCUCAGCCCAUCGAGACGCAGCCCAGCAGCCCUUGCCAGGGCAAGCCCAACUGCGGUGGCGACGAGGGCGCCCCCAAGCCUUCUCAAGGCGGCAGCCCGACGGGCGCUCAGCCAUCGGGCGGCGAGACGGCUCCUGCCGUGGUCGUGGCGGGCUCUGCCGGCCGGUACGAGAUUAGCCUGAUGGCAUGCGUUUUUGGCGCUUUCUGGGCGAUGGUCGUUGCUCUCUGA
This is a messenger RNA of Hirsutella rhossiliensis, 2271 nucleotides long. RefSeq names its product CFEM domain-containing protein. The record is from RefSeq and is a predicted model, not a curated record. Lineage: Eukaryota; Fungi; Ascomycota; Sordariomycetes; Hypocreales; Ophiocordycipitaceae. The transcript is spliced from 3 exons. The coding region runs from base 1 to 2271 and encodes 756 amino acids.